Messenger RNA from Fraxinus pennsylvanica, 810 nucleotides. NCBI's taxonomy places the organism in Eukaryota, Viridiplantae, Streptophyta, Magnoliopsida, Lamiales, Oleaceae. The record is from the annotation of a GenBank genome assembly.
AUGCCGACUGUUUACGGAGGUCCUUUGACCACCUUCGAGGAUUCGGAGAAGGAGAGUGAGUAUGGAUACGUAUCUGGACCCAUGGUUGUUGCUGAUGGAAUGGUAGGAGCUGCUAUGUAUGAAUUAGUUCGUGUUGGACAUGACAACCUUAUUGGGGAGAUUAUUAGGUUGGAAGGAGAUUCUGCCACAAUUCAAGUUUAUGAAGAAACAGCUGGUCUAAUGGUGAACGAUCCUGUUCUACGAACACACAAGCCCCAAUCAGUGGAAUUGGGUCCGGGAAUAUUGGGAAACAUAUUUGAUGGUAAUCAGUCUGUAUUUGAGAACAGUUUAAUGCAACACUAUGUUGCGCUUCCUCCUGAUGCUAUGGGAAAGAUACCCUGCAUUGCUCCUGCUGGUCAAUACUCAUUGAAGGUUUAUCUUUAUGCCGAUAUGUCUGACGAACUCCAUCAGUUUCACCUUUGUGAGAGGUUUCCUCACGACCGUUAUCAUGGCAGGUCCCAGUCAGAUGCAGUUUAUAUGGACACUGUUCUUGAGCUUGAGUUUCAAGGUACUUGGCCUGUACGUACACCUAGACCUAUGGCCUCAAAGCUUGCUGCUGAUACUCCUCUGCUGACCCGGCAGCGAGUUCUUGAUGCUCUGUUCCCCUCCGUGCUUGGUGGACUUGUGCUAUCCCUGGUGCUUUUGGUUGUGGAAAAACUGUCAUUAGUCAAGCCCUAUCUAAGUACUCGAACUCUGACACUGAAGUUUAUGUUGGUUGUGGAGAAAGAGGAAAUGAAAUGGCAGAGGUGCUUAUGGAUUUCCCUCAAUUGA